Molecule: messenger RNA, 2929 nt
Organism: Drosophila gunungcola (fruit fly)
Lineage: Eukaryota; Metazoa; Arthropoda; Insecta; Diptera; Drosophilidae
Gene: jub
Product: LIM domain-containing protein jub
Exons: 7
Coding region: 308-2521 (737 amino acids)
Biological process (GO): positive regulation of miRNA-mediated gene silencing; regulation of DNA-templated transcription; response to hypoxia
Cellular component (GO): transcription regulator complex; adherens junction; nucleus
Molecular function (GO): transcription corepressor activity
Source: RefSeq, a predicted model, not a curated record
GGUUAUGUGAGGCGGUCACACUGCCAGCCGAGUUGUUCCCACGGUCCGAAUUGAAUUUUAAGAUUUUUCCGACAAAGAAAAUGCAGAAAAGCUGAAAGUGUAAGGGAAAAGCCCACUGACUGAUUGCGAACUAGCCGAGCACGCUUAGCUAAGGCGUUUUUCCCAUUGUCCGUCCGGGGAAAGCGAGGAAAUCGUUAAUUUCGGGGCGGCGUCCCCCCCGCAGAGCGAGACAGCAAGAGAGGGUGGAACAGGAGGAGGAGGAGGAAGAGAAGGAGGAGCAGGAUCUGGAGGAUAAAUCUCAAAAGCAAUGACCACCCAGCGGACGCAGGCGAGGAAUGCGGUCAAUUCCGAUUCCGACUAUGAGACACUCAUGCAGCGCCUUCACAUCGGCGGCAGCAGUGGUGGUGGGGGAGGGGCAGCGGGCGUAGGCGGUGCCCCUGGAGAUGGGGGCGCGGCCGCCAUGAGGAGCUACCAAUGCUCGCCCGGCGCCAUCGAGAACUUUGUGCAGGAAUGCCACCAGCAGCAACAACAGCAUCAUCAAAUGCACCACCUGCACCACAACCAGGACUACAAGUUGUACGAACGCGGCAACAUCAUAGCCGCCUCCAAGUACGCCACGCCCCGUCCGGUGGAGCAGCUGCAGCUGCAGCAGCAGCACGUCCACAAUGGGAGUGCCCACAUCUAUGCACCCACCGCCCAGAUUUUGGGUCAGCGGAUUGCCCCCCAGAAACACUCGCCGGUGUACGAGAAUCUGGAGUUCUACGGCCAGUUCGAUUCGAACCACAAGCGGGCACAGCCCCAAAGUCCCGGCAGCAGGCAGAGCGCCAUGCUGAACGACUAUCUGCUGAUGCAGCCCAUCGGGGCUGGGCGAUUUGCACACACCCCAGUGCCAGAGAAUCCGGGCACUGGCGCGGGAGGAGGAGGAGCAGCAGGCAGGGGCGCAGGCAGCGGUCGAUCUGCGGCCCUGGGACCCACUGGCGACCUGGAGGAGCACGCUGCCCCCAUCUACGAGAACAUCAUUCCCCAUUCCGGCCAGCGGGCACAGCCGCAGGCCUCGCCGGCCACCGCCACCAUGUACCAGGAGAUGCAGCCCACGUCCAACUCCUCGGGCGGUUCGUCCACGGCCGGCCUGGAUCUCAAUGCGCUGCUGGCCUCGCCCAUGCACCAUCAGCGCAGCAUCAGCAGCAAUACGGCCAGCGCCAGCUCCCUGGGAUCGCCCACGCAGCGGUAUAGGAACCUAUCGCUGCCCAGCCACCUGAGUCCGGUGCCCACGACCCAGUCGGUGGCUAAACUGCAACAGCACACACCGAUUAAGUCGCCCAGUGGCGCCAUCAAUGUCUCCGUGAAUCCCAAUUACAUAGAGGACAUCAACAGCUCCGACUAUGUGUGCAUGACGGCGAAUCUGCACAGGAAUACGCCAGCGGGAUUGGCCACUGGCCGGGCGGCAGCAACGGGAGCCACUGCCCAGCGGACCGUCCAGGAACCAGCCACGAUAUCAUCAUCCUCCCUGGCCAUGGGCAUGGCCACGCCAGCGGCGCCAGCAUCCACAUCCAGUGCAGCGGCGGCGCCCACAGCUGCGCAAGCUGCACAACCACCGCAGUCCACCGCCUCCUUGAGGGCCACGCCCAUCGCGAUGACAGCCCCUCUGGCGGUGGCCACAUCACCCACACCCUCGCAGGGCAGCACAGCCGUUAAUGCUGCCUUGAAACCCAGGAGAGGUCUCACCAAGAAUCUUCUGCCGUACAGCGUCACCCCGCCGCGUCCGGCUGGACCGACAGAGGCGCAGCGCAAGAUCGAGGAACUCACCCGCCAGCUGGAGGAGGAGAUCGAGCAGAGCGAGGAGCACGGCGAAUACUUUGGCAUUUGCCACACCUGCGGGGAGAAGGUGAAGGGUGCCGGUCAGGCCUGCCAGGCCAUGGGCAACCUCUACCACACCAACUGCUUCAUCUGCUGCUCCUGCGGACGGGCGCUGCGAGGCAAGGCCUUCUACAAUGUGCACGGGCGGGUCUAUUGCGAGGAGGACUAUAUGCAAUCAUUGUUGCAGUAUUCGGGCUUCCAGCAGACGGCGGAAAAGUGCGCCAUCUGCGGCCACUUAAUCAUGGAAAUGAUCUUGCAGGCCAUGGGCAAGUCGUAUCAUCCUGGCUGCUUCCGGUGCUGUGUGUGCAAUGAGUGCUUGGACGGGGUGCCCUUCACUGUGGACGUGGACCACAAGAUCUACUGCGUCAACGACUACCAUCGAAUGUUUGCGCCCAAGUGCGCCAGCUGUGGCAAAGGCAUCACCCCCGUCGAGGGCACCGACGAGACCGUGCGUGUGGUCUCGAUGGACAAGGACUUCCACGUGGACUGCUACAUCUGCGAGGAGUGCGGCAUGCAGCUGACCGACGAGCCGGACAAGCGCUGCUACCCGCUGGACGGGCGCCUGCUCUGCCGCGGCUGCCACCUGCAGCGUCUGGCGCUGCAGUCCUCGCCGCAUGCCCGCCACCAGGAGCCCGUCUGCGCCUCGUACCAGUACAUGGGUUGAGCGGCCCCGCUCCGACCUCCACCCGCCACCUUUGACUGAGUGUCGCGACCGGAAUCCGCAGAACAACAGAACAAAACUAUCGCAAUCAACUUAUUCCAAUUAACAAUAUUAUCUUAAACACAAGCAGAAAUGAAAACAAAUGCAUUUAUACGAAACGAUCGAUAAGUAACGUGGCUUUUUUUUAUUAUUUUUAUGGCAAUGCAUGAGGAUCUCCCAAACGGAUCUAUUAGAAAAUAUGUAAUGGAUUUCUAAACGAACAUCUCGGACAAUUGGCAGUACUAUUUUCAUAUACUAUUUUGUGUGUUUUGUAAAUGUCCUGGGGUGUUCCCGAUACCUCGCGAGGUUUCUUAGCAAGAGCAACCGGUGUCUCAAACAAUGCAAUAAAUUAUUUUAUUCUGAUUUAACAAA